AUGGGUUUGAUUCCAAAAAGAUUUCAUCUUUUUUUCCUUCUUUCAUCAUUGAUUCUGUUUAUUCUUUCAUCUGUUAAUGGAGGAGAUCCUAAUCCAACAGUAUACGAAAUCCUCCCAAAAUAUGGGCUCCCAAGUGGGUUAUUACCGGACUCUGUAAAAUCUUACACCCUUUCUGAUGAUGGAACCUUUGAAGUUCUUCUGGAGAAGCCUUGUUACAUCCAUUUUGAUUACCUGGUAUAUUACGAAAAGAAAAUUAAUGGGAAGUUGAGUAUUGGGUCUAUAACCGACUUGAAAGGGAUUCAAGUCCAGAGAUUGUUUUUCUGGUUUGAUGUUGACGAGAUUAAAGUUGAUUUGCCUCCUUCUGAUAGUAUUUAUUUCACUGUUGGAAUUAUCAACAAGAAGCUUGAUGUGGACCAGUUUCAGACGGUUCAUUCUUGCAGUGACAAGGCUCUGGGCUUCUGUGGUGGUUCCUUGAGGAGUGGUUUUGAGGUAUGGCUUUUCCGUUGCGCUGCUUAA
Oldenlandia corymbosa var. corymbosa is the source of this 516-nucleotide messenger RNA. The record is from the annotation of a GenBank genome assembly. NCBI's taxonomy places the organism in Eukaryota, Viridiplantae, Streptophyta, Magnoliopsida, Gentianales, Rubiaceae.